Messenger RNA from Topomyia yanbarensis, 12005 nucleotides. RefSeq lists its product as uncharacterized. The transcript is spliced from 7 exons. Bases 921 to 3263 code for a protein of 780 amino acids. Lineage: Eukaryota; Metazoa; Arthropoda; Insecta; Diptera; Culicidae. Gene Ontology annotation, molecular function: protein binding. The record is from RefSeq and is a predicted model, not a curated record.
UCGGUCUGGUGUGUUCGCUGCAGCUAGCUUUCCAUGCCCCUCGGAGGAGUCCAGAGUGGAGUUUCGCGCAUUUCCCGCAGGUUUUCGAUAUACUAUAUCCGUUAGAGCACGCGAGCGCGCGAGUGUUGUUACUGCGACGCGACGGUCAGAAACGGCGCCGCUUUUCGGCCCGAAGACGGUGCAGAGUUGCGAGAGGCAGAAAAAAUUGGCGGAAUUAAGUUUCUAUUUAUUCUGGUUGCUGGCUUUCCUCGGUGAGGUUUGCUGCGUUUUUUUAUUUUUUAUUUUCUGGUGGUCUGAUUGUGUGAGAUAUGCAGUUAGCUUCGGAAUUCGCCGUGCAGAACUAAAGCCGGGUGCCGUUGGAUUUUGUUUCUUUAGCUCGGUGUUGAUUUGCCUAAAAUUAUUACCUACUAUCUAUGUGCGAUAGAGCAAGUGAUACGCGCACAAAGAACGUAACAGUUUAUGCUUGAUGUGGUCGGCGAAAAAAUGUUUUCGGAGGUGUGAAAUGGAUAAUUGAUUGCUUUUCGAGGUGGAAGAUCUAGGUGAUUGCUAACUGGUUGCAGCUUUGGACAAGAGAGUGGAACGAAAAAAAUCAUAACAAUCUCACAAUACCAGAAGUACGCUAGACGCCCUACAAUCGGUGAUCAAUCAAACGCACGUGUAGACGCUUUUGAACGUACCUAUCGCCGUCCAUUACUACGAAAGAGCUGAAAGUAUUAUACGCGAAAAGUGUGCUAAUUAGAUUUACGUUAUUAUUCUCCAGCGGGGGAAAUUUUCGCUACUCAUUACGAGGGGUGCGAGAGAAAGUUGUUCUUGGAGACAAGCGUCUAGUGUCAGUGGUCAGGUUGGUCUAAUUCCCGAGUUUGGAUCAACGUCAGUAACAAGUGCCCGUCCCCUUGGAACAAGAUAUCGAUUCACGCAAGAUGAGGAUAAGAGUUGGAUUUCUUAUUUUGAUGCUGAUGAUAGCCUGUGGUCACGCCAGUCUGAAACUGAGCGAACCCUGUCAACAUGACAUGGACUGCACCGACAGCAUCCGAGGCAGUUACUGCACCUUGGAAGGCUUCUGCGAAUGUUCUCCGUUCUACGUGCGGCUCAAUGAGACCAAGUGUUUACCGUCUCAACUGUUGGAAAGCGAAUGUCACCUUUCGGAACAGUGUUCCAUGCGUGUUGCUAAUAGUAUCUGCGACGAAGGCCACUGCCGCUGCGAGGACGGCUUUCUGCAGUUCCGCAAGCACACCUGUUUGUCACCCGCUCAGCCAGGAACGGUUUGCUAUAGCCACGCGCACUGUCGCAUGUGGGACACCGAAAGCCAUUGUGACUUUCUAAUUCCGAAUCUGUUUGGCCGUUGCCAAUGCACUGCUCCAGCCCGGCAAGAGGGUCCUACUUGCGUGACGGAAUCCACCACCACAUUGGAGCAGCAAUUGCCGGGUUUCGCUAAACCCCAGCAGCAGGAGCCGGAGAUUGAUCGGAUGUCGACAACCACGGAAGAUGAUGCCGUCGUAGUCGAGAAUCUGAUGAUGAAAGAGGAGGAAUCUGAUCGGGACCAGGAGAUGGGUCAGGCAGAGCAAAAUGUUGCCGUGGAAAAGGAACCAAUGAGUCAAGAGAGUACAACCAUCAGGGGAAGCAAUGAAUACACUACUGAUGGGGAGACCACUGAACCGUACGAUGAUUCCAAAAGCACUUCCUUCAUGCAGAUGUAUGAGAAUACGGAGCAAUACACCGCACUAGAGCGUGAAGUUGAAGCUAAUUUCAAAGAGCAAGAAGAUGAUCGUACUCGAACGACAACUGGAAAUCCUUCUCGCGAAACAACAGAAUUCGAACAGUAUUCUUCAGAAGCUUCGAUCGCUGGUUCGACCGGAGGAAGCUAUGAGUACGAAAGCACUAGUCACGACGGAGAAGAUUCUGCUUAUCAACAUCAUAAUUAUCACAACGGAGCAGUGGAACUCACAGAAAAACAUAAUCGCUUUGCCGAAGAAAAUCAUUCUAAUCUAAUAGAAGGCGAGGAUGAAUCAACUCCCAGAACAAGUCAAGAAUCAUUUGACAGUGAAAAAAUCAUUUCUACAACUGAAUACGAUAGUGGUGCCCAUCGUCAGGAUUAUAUUACAGAAAUAAACGACUAUCAAAUACAGACCAAAAAGAAGGAAACGGAGAAUGAAAUUGAUGGUCUCGUUGCAGAGCACACCACCCCUACUUUGGUACGAUUGGCGAGCAGGACAACAAUAAUGGAACCGGAAGCUCCAGUAUCCACCACAGUUGCCUCACUUAUCGACACCGACACGGAAACCAAAACGACUAGUACGACAGCACCAAAAAUCAGCAAAACAAGAACGACUACCUCGUCUAGUACUACUCCUUCUUUUUCCACUUUGAACACAGAGAGCAGUAUCCGAGUAAAACAUCAAGGUAUCCGGACACGUGUUGAUCUUGGCGACGGUCCCGUUUCUCUCGGAUUGGCGUGCAUCAAUAACCGCCAGUGUCAGCUAGCCGACCCAUACGCGUACUGCAACGAGCUGGGCCGAUGCGAUUGUGCUCAUCCGCAGACGGUGGAAGCUGGGGAAUCUGUUUGCAAUGGUGCCAAUACCGGUUGUGCACCCGGAACGUUUCAGUGCCGCUCGAGUGGAAUCUGCAUUAGCUGGUUCUUCGUGUGCGAUGGUCGCCCAGAUUGCAGUGAUGCCUCGGACGAGGAGUGUAACUUUUCGCUGAAAUCUAACAUCACCAACUGUCCGGAUUUGUCGUACCGAUGCGAGCGAAGUGGCCGCUGCAUCUCGCGGGCCGGAAUCUGCGACGGCAAAAUCCAGUGCCCUCAGGGAGAGGACGAGGUCGGGUGCGACUUCCGGAAGUCGCGACGAUGCCCAGAGCACACGUUCAUGUGCCGGAGCGGCGAAUGUUUGCCGGAGUACGAGUACUGCAAUGCGAUUGUAACCUGCCGGGAUGGGAGCGAUGAGCCACCGCAUCUUUGCGGUUCACGCUCGGUGCCGAAUUUCUUCGUGAAACUGCUGUCCGGACCGAACAGCCGUAGCAGAAACUAUUGUCCGUUACGAUGCGGCAACGGAAACUGCCGCUCGUCGGCUAUUGUUUGCUCCGGGCGGGACGGGUGCGGAGAUGGAAGCGACGAAGAGAACUGUUCCGUGUGUCGUUGUCCGGCACCGGCGUCUGAGGAAACAACACCCCCUGCUCUGGCCACUCCCGUCAGUACCAGCAGCAGGUCGAGGCAGCGAAGUCGGACAGGACGCAUUACAAGCAACUGGCAGCAGCAGCAGCAGUAAUAAAUGAUUCGUGACCAAGUUGGAUUCUCGUUUAUAUGAAAACUUUAAAAUAUCAAAUGGUCUUCAACUUGACACGAUAUACCGUUUAGAAAGACUAUCAGUUGGACGAGCUGAAAGAAACGCUGUAAAUUUAAUGGGAACGCCAGGUACUUCUAAAUAUAAGUGAAGAACCGACCGUCUCCUGCGAACUUAAAAUAAAUUGCACCAAAAUUUACACCAUCGCAUCGACAUGGACAAAGCAGUGCGCAAAAUUGUGUCGACCCAAAUAGUCUUAUCGCCCAGUGCCAAUUGCAAACUCCGUACACAGACGCACAAAACAAACCCGAGACCAAUUGUCGCAACGCGCGAAGCGUUCUGCUGCGGCACAUCUAAAUAUGAGUGGAAGAAUACGUUCCGAAUUUUGCAUAUACAUAUGUACGAAGUUAUCCGGUCCGCAGCAUAUCGCAUAUAUUUUUACUUAUACUUAACUGCAUGCAUGCUUAUAUGAAAACCAUUCACGAACAAACACAAAAAAAUACGCGCUCCUCAGCUAGAAUUAUUCGAAGAGGAAAUUAUAUGCGUGCUCUCCAUACUGACUGAGACGUGAGCUAGAUAUUUAUAGUAGGUUAGUAGCAAACGUGUACAUAUGAUACUGAUUACAAGUAGAUUUUUUUUGCACAAUACAUACUACACAUCGAAGGAAAGAAGAAAGGCUUAAGCAGACGGGUGGACACAGCGGGGAUACUGAGUAUCUAAACUGUCAAUCGAUACAGAAACGAACGUACGAUAAUCAAUUUAAUCACAAUUAUAUCGUGAUUAAGCGGAUAACACUAGCACAUGAAUCAAAGAAUAAGUUGUGGAUUAUGGAAAAGAUUUAGUAGACGGUAGAUUUACACCUUAGCAAAAACAGGGAUUACAAAAAAAUUAAACUGAUGUAUUUUCGACUCUGCGGGUUGUACUUUCUAGGUUAGGGAUUGGCGUUUCAGUCUUUAUUAAGUAAGAACUUUCAUCUUUCUCUCUUCUUCCGACGUUUCGGUCCACAUUAGACCUUUUUCAAGGAAUCGAAAUUUUGUAGUUCUAUUGUGUGCUGUUUCCUGCUAAAAACGUAAACGAAAUAAGCAGUUUGCCACCAUCAAUUAAUCAGUAGUAUUCUAACCAUGUACCGAACACAUUGAUUGAUUUUCAUGAAAAUCGUGCAAGCAGUAGCGUAAAAAAUAGUUUUUUUUUGUUUACCAAAAUGACCAGUUGAAACUUAAACCACAGUUGCUCAUCGAAUUUUGUUCUAUCGUGAUGAAUGGCGAAACUUACGACAACACUCAACUUCCCAGACAUAAAUAAUUCAGUGCCAAGUUCAAGUAUACUGUUCCAAAGAAGGUUCCAAAUUCGACAUUUUCCCUAAAAUUUCCAAUCUGGCAGGCGAUUUAUGGAUUUGGUGGAACAGUUCUAGCACACUAACCAUCAACAAUGAAAGACACGUUAGUUCUUGACAAAAAUUUCAAUGUCUAUUUGAUAGCAGGAUAAAGAUCGUUUUACUAAACUUUGGGAAAUAGCAUCACAUAAUGUGCAUGUACCCCACGCUACAUAUUUGCAAAAUUUUAUUUUAUUCCAGUUUUAUAGCCUCUAAUAUGCCAAAAAAUGACGUAAAUAUUAAAAAGAAGGCUAAUCGUUGCAUAAAUUUUACAAUCAGCAGAACAAAAAAUCUGUCCUCACACAGCGAUAUGUUUGCUGAAUAAUAAAAAACGGACCAAUACUUUUAUGAAAAGUCUUAUUCGGAAGUUGUUUCAACAUCAAUAUAAUCAAUAACAUUUUUGGUCUUCAAAAUUAAAAUUUAAAAGUCAAAACAUGUAGCUUCAAAAUAAAAAAAAGAUACUCUGCAAUUUAUUCCUUAAAAAGUAGCUCAAUUUCGGGCCUCGAGAGCAAAGACCACCACGAGUACGGAAAACGUAUGGAGCUCUCAAAAAUGUCGUUUUAUACCUACCGAAAUGGGAGAAUCGGAGCGCAGUUCCGAAAGCAUGCGAAAUAUUAAAUAGGCGCUCUUGAAUCGAUUAUAUUUGAUCGAUUCGUUUCUCACCCUGAUUUUAGUUUAAUUCUCUUAACGAACACCAAAAACAAACGAAACAUGGUGCCUCACUUUGGGUACAAUCAUUAAAAUGUAUCGUUGCUCUUUGAGGCCACGUUUUCACAAGUAACUUAAAGAUGUGUGCGGACAAGUCGUUUGCCACAGUGUAAGAUAUAAAGUAGAAACGAUAAGCCUAACUUACUAACUUCAAGAUGCAGCUAGUCGCAAUAUUUUAGUCGCUCUUCGGAAUAGCCUGUUGAAGUCUCUGUUCUGUUACAUCGUGCCAUAUGUGUACUAGUGUGGCAUAAGCCAUUUUUCACCACAGAACUUCUUGAGUAUUUUUUUGGGGUCAGAAAUGACUAUCUAAAUAUGGGAAGCGAUUGGUGGCUCCCCAGAUUGGCGCAUUGCGUUUGAAGUUUGUAUGGAAGUUUGUAUUGAAAACGCUACACUAGAGGCCGGUAACCCCAGCAAACCACAAAUCGUACAACAAUGUAGAAAAAGACUCGUGAUGAUGUCUACAAAGAGUCAAAAUCGUUACUACAGUCGAAUUUAGUCCGCAGAAAUUGAUUUGUAAUCGCGUAUUACUCGAAACAUAAUUUAAAUAUGACCUUUCAUUCAAAAUCGCUUUAAUGUUCUAGGUAAAUCGUGUUCAAUCGGAGCUGGUCGCAGAGCGCUGACAACUUAUAUUCAUAUAGCUACAAAUAUUUAAAUCAUUUAAAAUCGUAUUUUUCCAUAUAUAUGAUCGUAUUUUACUUCGAUCAAUGUCUGAUAAACAACAUAAUAAAGUCACUGUGGUCUUUAUUAUAUAUGGGAGAAUAGUCACUAAGAAACAUAAACAUAUCUACGACUUCGAUAUACAUCACAAUGACUUCAAAAAGUUAAAUACGACUUAAUAUAUCACAACAUAUAAGAAACCCGAUUUCGCAAAAUUACUUACGACUUUGCUCAUAUCUUUUAAAUGAGAUUGCUGCAUAUAUGGCGAAUGUUUAUCGGAAUAGAGUUUCUCUACUUGAAGAUAAGAUAUGAUUACGAAAUAUUGUCACGCUUAUAACAAUUAAAAUAGUUCUGUGUAGUAGGCCCUAUCGUACAAUCCAAAUGUCGUAAGUUCGAGUCCCAUCUUAACAUGUGAAGAAGAGAAUCCCAAUGGCUUGGGGGGUGGGUUGGGUUGGAUUUUGGCCUCCGUUCACAAUCCGCGUUCGUUUUUUUUUCUCCCCAAACCCCGCUUUUAUACGUAUUUUGUUAUGCUGGAGAUGAUUGAUGUACAACUUAACUGUUCCUAGUUUUUGAUCUUCUUUACCGACAUAUGAGAGUUAAUCGUAUAUCGUGUUCCGGAAUCGUAUACUAGUUAUGGAUAUCGAAUACAAUGUGAGAUUGUUUCGCAAAUCCAAUCGUAAAUAUAUUCUCUAGAAUCGCUUUUAUACUAGAGAUUAUCGCGACAAACGUGUAUAUUGUUAUUAAUCGUCAAUUUCAAUAGCUAUGUACGUAUGUCGCCUCCAGUUUGGUACGCAUAUGCCGAUUUUCUGCAUUUUAUGCGACUUUUUAGUGGGAUAUAAACACGUAUUAUUCAGUUGCAACUUGGAUAUACCAUCAAAAAGGCUGGCUGGGACAUGCAGAUGCUGGUUGUAACGUUAAGUUUCUCAUGUAAACUUGGGCUAAGUUCAAUUGACGGCAAAAAUUUCGUGAUAUCUAUGUGAUAGUUUGACUCAUAUGAGAUUUAACAGCAAUCGGCAUCCAAUUGAAAGAAUCGACAAAUUCACUAUUUGUCGUAUUACUCAACAAGCUUAUUACACGAAUGACGAUAAAAUUUGUGGGUUAUUGAUUCUGCAUCUCAGCAAAUCCGAUUGUUAGCAGUUUUAGUCGUAUAUACUUUAUACGUUUUUACCAAGUUUUUCAGUUCUAUUACAAAUUUUAUUUAUUAUUCGAUUGUCAUAAAUACCACAGUUUUAAUAGAGUGUUCUUGGCAAAUAGAAAUAUAAUUUCGCAAAACUUGCUUAAGUAUUAUGUUUGAUGUGUUUAUUAAUAGCACAGAACACUGACUUGUAACAGAAAUACGAACUGUAUACUGUGAACAAAUUUGUCAUUUAAAUAUCACAGUAUAUUUUCUCAUAUAAAUAUACACUCUCGUCAUUAGAAUCGCAUUAAAUGUUAUCUGAAUUUUGGUACCGGUGACAAUCAAUUUUUGGAAAGUUAUGAUACUCAGUCAUCUAUAAAAACUCCUAUUCAACUUUUUCUCAUUAAUUUGAGCAAUCCUUUUCUAAAAAUGUCUUUUUCUAUAAUUUUUCUAAAUAAUUUUGUGGUGGAAGAAGAGGUCAAACCGUCCGGCAGUAAUAUUAUGAAAAAUAAGCUUUCUAUAUAUAGUCUGAAUACCCCAUGCUAACAGUUUAGCCUCCGAACGUAGAAGGUGUUAGCUCUACCGAUUUGCCAAUAACCCAUUUCAAAAUGACAGAGACCUAGCGGUACUUUCCGAGACAUUGUUUUGGUUGAUGUAAUUCAUCCCAUAGAUGGUCGAUAAGAUUUAGGUCAGGCGACUGUGGCGAAGAAGGAAGGUGUUCAACGUACUGUACAACAACCAUUUCUUAACAAUGUUGACUGUUUGUUUCAGAUCCUUGUCUAAUUGGAGGAUUCAGUCAUAUCCGAAUCCAAAUUUCUGGACACAUUGCUUCAGAUUGGCGUACUAUAUAUCAGUAUACUUGAGUGGAUCCAUGAUGCCGUCAAUAAAUACCACAUUUCCAAUUUCUGCGGCCGACUUACAGCCACAGUUAAGAUUGGCAACAAGUUUUUGGGUUCCUUGGCUGUACCGUUUAUCCUUCAAACUUUUACUUCCACAGACCCUAAAUAAAUUUACACCUUCUAUAUUGACGGAUUACACACAGUAUUGCAAAAAAAAUGUCUUCAGUAGUAUGGCUUGACCGCAACAACAAUUUAGUUUCGCCUACAGGUAGGGGCAGGCCCGUAGCGUGGUCUUGUGACACCCUUGGCGGCGUCUCAGUUUUGCGCCCCUCUGAUGUUUACUUUGGCUUUCUUUCUGAGUUCGACUUUCGAACAAUUCAUGUACUCAUUGCAAUGGCACAAUUGACUUAUUUUAUAAAUUCUCCUCACUAAAUUUAUAAAACAGAUCAACAUCUCAGUGCUCUCUUAUGGCCUACGCUGGUGAAAUGAAAUUUUUGAAAGUUGCGGUAUAUGUCAGCGGUAGCAGCAUUGUUAGCGAAUAUGCUGAUGUAAUGUCGGGUUUAGUGAAUGAACAACAUUCCAUAGACAAGUCAAUACAACAGAAUCUGUAAAACAGCCCACUGACACAAACUGAAUGAACAGGACUUUUACUUCGAUAGGACAAUGGUUAUCCGGGAAUUAGGAGCACCAUUUGGCCUCUAUUUCCUGCUCUAUCGAUUUUGGUAAUAAAAGAAAGCUUUUCUUCUUUACUUCAUUACGCAACUUUAAUAGUUUGACUAAAACAAGCAAUGUUUUUGGUGAAGAGUAUUUUGUGAUAGACUACGGAGUCUACAUGCCCGCUUACAAGGUUGAGAUCGACGGUGUAGUCACCUAUUCAAGUUAGUUAUGCGUGAAUCUACUGAAGCCUGAGGAGCGCUGUUUUAAUGACAUUUUGCUCCGGUUAGUGAUGAUUUUGAAUGGAAAUUGCACAAUACAGGACAAUUAUUAAUCAUCGUGCUUUCUUGACUCAGGAAGAGUACGACUCUGACGAUCCCCUAUUAAUGCUUUUAAAAACUAUAGGCUGAUGAGAUUCCUUGUAAAGUCUGAAAAAAUUUCGCUUGAUGUUAUACCCAGGAGACAUCAAUUGUCAUAGUACGGCAUGGGAUCCGAAAAAGAGAUUUUUCUUCUUCACGGGGUCUUGGGGUCCUCGGACCACAGAUUGAUAAUCGCUGACUUAGACAGUUCCGGAACGCUUAACUUUCUGUUUAUGGAUGAGAAAGAACGUGAAAUAUUAAGAUUAGCUAAUUAAUUCUUUUCUAUCGCUUAACCUUCCGGAGGUGGCGUAAAUGGAGCACUGAACUAGCAGCCGCUAGUACUUAAAGACACUUUUACUGGAUUUUCUGAGCGACACUCCAUAGUACCAGCGCGAGUGCCGGAAGUUUAAAUGAUUCGCCAGUUAUUUUUUUUCGUGUUACCGUUGAUCUUGAAAAUCGAAUUGCCAUAGUUGUUUUAAAGCAUGAUAAGUAGUACAUAUAAACUUUAAGUUGUUUUUAUUCAUACGACUAAUAUUAUGCCCCCGUGCGCAGAAAAUUCCCAAGGGGAGGGUUUUGAGUUUUUUACGUUUCUUAUAAAAUGAAAGGUGUAGAAAUCCUCAAACUUUGACGAUUUUUUCCGAGGCCUAGAUGGCCGAGUCUUGUGUACCAAUCAACUCAGCUCAACAGAUUGGGUAAAUGUGUGUUAUGGAGAAGGCUUAUUUAACAGACACUGCUGCCUGCUAGUUCGUGGUAGUGUCGGUUUGCUUUAUAGUAGUUAAGUCUAGCUAUUAAACCUAAACCUCUUGUAUAUCGCAAUCAUCAUCCAUACGCCUACCUGCGAAAUUGUAAUCAUGCUCUUUUUUCCAUUGCUGCCUAUCUUGCCUGCUGUUCAACCUUCGCGGUAUGUCUGAACUGCUCAAAUCUGCUGCAAAUAUACUCACCUGUUAAGACAGGAAGCGAUCCGGAAGUGUCGACCAUAAUGAUUUGCAUCUGUUUACAACCACCUUCGCAGGGUUUCUUAUAGUUCUCGGCUCUACUUAUUCCUAUUUAUAUGCGAGCUGGUGCUGAGAGUUCCUCGGCAACGGUAUUUCUCCCGAUACCGACGCCAAUUUUUGCAAUCCAUUUAGCUGCCAACCACUCCGACGGAGAGAUAAUCGACGAUUAAAUUUCUCUAGACAACGAAAUCCGGAUUAUCUCCAACUUCGUGUUUUUCGUCCUUUGCUCCAGUUGCUAGCCCGUUGACCGGCUUUUACUUUUAAUCCUGUUAAGACAAAUGUUUUCCGUUUAACUCCACUAUAGAAUUCUAUAGUUUCUAUAGUGGAAUUAAAUGGAAAACAUCUGUCUGAACAGGAUUAAUUGUGACAUUUCACUAAGUCGCUCAAAUGCAAUUUUGUAAGAAAUUAUACGACCUUUACUGUGUAACUGGUCUGCUCGCAACUGUUGCUAAUAUCUAAGCUUGUCGAAACGUAAACCGAACCAGAAAAGCCUCACAAAGCUUCUUCAACGAUUUGUUUGUAGAAUGUCCGAACACAAAUUGCAUGUUAUGUGUCAAAACGGCUAGUAGUAUAUUUUUGUUUCCUAAUAGGAAGUUAAUAAAUUUUUAAAAGUUAUUCAAAAUCCUCAUGGGAGGUGUUUGAACCCCCAACACAAUCCUCUUACGCACGUUACCUUGACGUUAUUUUUGAAUGCACAAUAGGCAAAUUGGUACGGUUGAGAAUGUUUUUACACUGUGCGCUUAUGGUUUACUCUAAUGAUGCCAUGUUUAUACUAACCUGCUCAAAACAAUUCAAAUUAAACUUUUAAAGCCUAUGUAAAACUUUAGUGAUUAAGUAAAACUGAGAAAAACUCAAAAUGUAAUGAAUGCAUAUUUCUGUAAAUCCCUUUUCAAAUUAAAAUUUCAAACUUUUUUUCACGUAGUAACAAUUACCAGAAACUUUUUGCGAAAUACACUUUCUCCUUUCUCAAAAUCCGUGUUUUUGCUCAGGAAAAACUGUAUUAAAUCUAACCCUCGAUCCAGGAACAAAACCGCUAAUAAUUGAGUCCGUAAUUAAGUCAACAAUGAUUUUUACGAUAUUGGAAUUCAGCUUAUUUAGAGUAGAGAAAAGGUAUACUUUAAGUACAACCAGCUGAUACUUAACGACAUGACAUGGCAGGAGACAAACAACUUGAAACAAAUAAACACCGUCUAAGAAAAGCCUCGCUUUUUUCCUUUGAUAUUUUAAAACAUAGCAAAUCAUGUUUAAGGAACGAUGGUUGUUAAAUUGAACAUUCCAUAAUCCGCCUAUAUCGCAUAUAAGUUAUUACCAUUUUAAGGUUCGCAAAGGUACACAUUUUAAUUAGAUUGUAAGCUAAUAAAAUCGAACAGUAAGCAAACAUCGAGGCAUGGUCCAAUGCUUAGCAACCAACAAUACUUCACUGAACUGUAUCCAACUAAAUUAGAUCCAUAUUAUUGUAACUAAUCAUUAAAAUUCAAGGUUAGCUCUUAUUCUUACUAAUCGAUACGGAACCAUUCGCGUUUUCCAGGCACCGCCAGGUAACACGUAGCUUAAUAGAAAUUUAUUUAUCAAAGACACGCGACUCAUUGCUAAACGGUACGUAAAUCUUCAACCCUCCUCCUCUCCUAUGCCGGAGCAGACCCAGGAAGUAGAAAAUGCCAACGCCUCCCGCAUGUACUCUCUCUCUAUAAAAUGCCAGCUUCAAUAGUGUGUGGCCUUGACCGAAGAGAAAAAAGAAUCGGAAAUAAUUGGAAGCUUUGUUCUUCGAGUGAGAACGCCAUCCACUCGUUGAAUGACACGAUCCAAUGAUUUGAAUGGAGAGUCCCAGUCCUUUUCUUGUUUUCAAAUGAAAUAAAUCACUUCGGUUCCUGUUACCUCACUUGUAGUCACGCAGUAUUCUAGUUGGCUUUUUUCCAUUCUGAAGAUUCUUUCUUUUUUGCUUAAAACUGCAUAUAACUAUUGAACACAAACUAGACUUAUGUAUAAUAAAGUAAUAUUUUACACUUCUUUACAUUUUUAAGCAACC